CGACGACGACACCAUGUGAUUUGGAAAGAUUUCAAAGCUGAAACCGCCGCGGUUUGGUUUAGUGUCGUUCAGCAGGUGAAGGGAUCGAUUCAGGUUUGUAAAAUGAUCACUUUGGGCAGCGGACGCCUUUCUCUGUGUUGCAGACUUCUUUGCCUCCUCUUAGGUUGUGUGUCUUCAGAGGCCAUCAUAGCCACAGUGGGCACAGAUGUUACUCUGAUAUGCAACUAUGAUGUUCAGACGUACGGCAAGCUCUCGGUGUGCUGGGGCCGUGGAGCCAUCCCCAGCCGUGGCUGUGCCAGUGAAGUGAUCAGGUCUGAUGGGACAACAGUGUCCGGCAAACUGUCGGACCGCUACCUGCUCAGUGGUAAUCUUGAUGAGGGAGACGUAUCGCUGACCAUCACGCAGGUUGUAGAGAGCGACUCAGGGAUGUACGGCUGCCGUGUGGAAAUACCGGGCUGGUUCAAUGAUCACAAACACCAGCUGACGCUCACUGUAGUGGCAGCUCCCCCGAAUCCCCUGAAGGUGGAGACAAGAGAGGUGAGAGAGAGAUCUGUCACUGUUCGGUGGACUCCAGUGUUUGAUGGCGGCAGGCCCAUCACAUCCUACCGGGUUAAUGUCAAAAACAAACAAGAACCCUGGAAUAGUGCACUGUCGACUGAAAUCACCAAUACUGAAGUGAUUCAAGUGACGAUAUUCGAUUUGCGUCCGGCCACGGCCUACAACCUCUGUAUGUUUGCCACCAACAGUGUGGGCAUGAGCGCAUCCAGCAAUGUCCUCACGAUCACAACAAAAGAAGCAGCACCUGAGGGUCCACCCUUGGAUAUUUACCUGAAGGCUCUCAGCUCUCGCAUGAUCAUAGUAACUUGGAAGCCUCCGAGGCCUGAGCUCAGAAACGGUGUGUUGCGUGGUUACAAAAUUCACUACAGAGAAUACGACCCGGCAGACAAGCAGCCAAACAGCUGGCUGUACAGAAGUGUGACAACCACACGGGAGAGCACUGUACUGACUGACUUGGAGCCUUCUACCAAGUACAGAGUGAUCAUUCAAGCCAAAACAAAUGCAGGAUUUGGACCAACAUCAACUGAUCUGCUCUGCUCCACCAUGGAUGAGGUUCGCACAACUACUGAAGUCGCAAGUGUUGAGUCACCUUCCACAGCUGCCACGAAGCGCAGACAAGACAUAUCAAGUUCCUCUGCAGCUUACACAACUACAACAGUUGAGUCUUCCACUGCCUCCACAGUCUGGACACAGAGUACAACAAGUGUCAUGUCAGUGCACCCAGAUCCUCCAGUAGUUAAGUUAAAGGAGGUCAGAGGGAAUACAAUAACCCUUUCUUGGACUCCUGGUUCUCAAGGUGGCAGCCCCAUUACACGCUUUUUGUUAAAGUAUAAAGCAUUGGAUGCACCAUGGGAUUACACAAGGAUAGACUUCAGUCCCAACCAGACGGAGGCCACACUAAUAGAGAUGCAUAACUUCACUUACAUAAUCUGCAUGUUUGCCAUGAACAGUCAAGGCACCAGUAAAGCCAGCAAUGUCCUCACCAUCACUGCUGGAGAAGCAGGUCAGCAGAGGGUCGAUGUUGUUUUUACCACGCCAAGUGACACUCGAGCUGCUGCGGCUGUUGGGGAGAGUCAUAACAGUCACCUCGCUGCCAUUGUGAUGCCACUGGUCCUAGUGGUGUUGAUUGUUGUCAUAGUGACGACAUGGCAACUUCGACGGAUAAAACGGAAACAGGGCAGCCUGAGCAUGUGGGUGACCAACGGAGCAAUACGAAUCAGAGGCUCUGAGUCACUGCAAGAGCUGUAACACUCAGUUACUCUGCAGUGUGAUUGAAUUUUAUGAUUUACCGUAAGAGGGUUUGUUAUUGGUGAAUGAAUUAUAUUUGGUACAGCUUCCCUCUAAUAAGUUUGAAACUUCCCCCCUGGAGGAACUUAAUGAGCCUAUCACAGUGACAUGCUGAGGCUCAACUGUUACCAUCAAAACCAGAGAUGGAUAUAAUUAGUUCUAACAUUGUACAUGGAGCUAGACUAAACUUUGUUUAAUGUGAUUGUGGUGUUUACUUUUCAAUCGUAAUUGUCGCGUCUUUGUCUUAAUUAUUGAGCAAAUGCAACGGCUGUUAUGCAAGACAGAUUUCACACUUGUCAUUAAUAUGUUGUAUGCUGUAAUGCUGUAAUGUUUUAUUUUUGUGUAACUUUAUUUGUGAGGGGAAAUCAUUCCUUUUUAUUAAUAAGCUUCCACCGUGUUUCUUUAUUCAUUUUAUUUUAUUUUAUUCACGUUCAAUCAAUCAUCACUGAGGAACGUUAACAUUAACUUAGGUUGGCGACUGAGGUCACAUUAUUUAAAACCAUCAAAAAGUGGAAAUAUUACAACACCAAACCACAAACAUGCAGCAGAUUGACUCUUUUUUUUCCAUGAAUGAGCUGUUAAGAUUAAUAUCCAAUGAAAUGUAAUGAAAAGUGAGUUUCAAUAAAUCCUUAUAUUCCA
Messenger RNA from Solea senegalensis (Senegalese sole), 2484 nucleotides. RefSeq names its product Down syndrome cell adhesion molecule-like protein 1 homolog. Lineage: Eukaryota; Metazoa; Chordata; Actinopteri; Pleuronectiformes; Soleidae. The record is from RefSeq and is a predicted model, not a curated record. The transcript has 14 exons. Gene Ontology annotation, molecular function: protein binding. Bases 103 to 1806 code for a protein of 567 amino acids.